CGUUUUCCUGAUUGUUUCUCUUUCUCUAGAAAUUUUCUUGGCUCUGUUGUUGCUCCUCUCUCUCUCUCUCUCUCUCUCUCUCUCUCAAUAGAAAUUUUCUGGGCUCUCUCAAUUCUCAAUAAUCUCAAUAGCAGUAUUCAACUUGGUUUUUGUGUUUGGAUCUAAGGAGAGGCCAAAUGGAGAGAUCUUUUGCAUACCCAUCUCCCCUUUUCUAUGCAUCUUUCUCUUCGUCUUCUUCUUCUUUGGGAAGUUGGGGCGACAGAGGUAGAGAGAUUGGCAGGUCUGUACCUGUCUCUUCAGUCCUUGGGAAGCUCAUCUCUGCGUUUCUAACCUUCUUCUUUGCAAUGGUGGGUUCUUUUAUCGGGGCCAUGACGGGCGCUCUGGUAGGUCAAGCGACUGAGAGUGGGUUCUUUCGUGGGGCUGGGAUUGGAGCUAUUUCCGGAGCUGUGUUCUCGAUCCAGGUUUUUGAGUCGUCUCUUGUUCUCUGGCGCUGUGAUAUAUCUGGAGUUUGGAGUCUUGUAUAUGUGAUCGACGUCUUUUCAAACCUUCUGAGUGGAAGACUCGUUCGGGAGCAGGUUGGUCCAGCGGUGAUGAGUGCAGUUCAGACUCAGAUGAGUGCUGUCGAAACAACCUUUGAAGAGGCUGUUGAUUUCUUUGGAACUGGUGGUUCUAAAGGGCUUUCGGGAGAUUCGGUCGAGAAGCUACCAAAGAUUGAAAUCACAACAAAAAACAACGUGGAUGCCUCCGGGGAAAGAAUCUGUUGUUCAGUCUGCCUACAGGACUUCCAACUUGGAGAAAUGGUUCGGAGCUUGCCUCAUUGUCAGCACAUGUUUCAUCUACCUUGCAUCGAUAAUUGGCUGAUCAGGCAUGGUUCUUGCCCCCUUUGUAGAAGAGAUCUCUAAACCUAUGCUAUAUCUCUAGAGCUCUGCUACUGUAAAUAAUGACACGCUGAGAUGUAUAUGCUUAUCGCUGAGGCUGUAGAUUCUUUCUAUUUGUUAGUGUAUGACUCUUCAAUUUUCCACCCUUGUAUGUUAGUAGUUCAUGCCAUGGAGAUGGCAGUGUUCUGUUUUCUCAUUAUGCCACGGAAGUUUCACCAUCUGUUUUAGUGUUUAUUCAUGUUGGACAUGUGGUGGAGGGAAUGUGAAUAGAAAAUUGAAUUUGAAGCUCU
Molecule: messenger RNA, 1168 nt
Organism: Magnolia sinica
Lineage: Eukaryota; Viridiplantae; Streptophyta; Magnoliopsida; Magnoliales; Magnoliaceae
Product: NEP1-interacting protein 1-like
Exons: 5
Coding region: 177-902 (241 amino acids)
Source: RefSeq, a predicted model, not a curated record